AUGACACGAGCUGCCGUGGGUCGGACCGGAGGCCAACGCAGGGGACGCGACUUCGUGUGGCCUUCAGGAGCCCGUUUCGUGGGUCUGAACUGGUCUCACACCGGCGGGAAGAAGCAACCGCAACCGGACAACCGCGAGCAAGGGGGCGAGAACUGCGUGGCCGUCCUCAAACGACUUCUACGACGACGGCGUCAGGUGGCACGACAUCGCCUGCCACCACGAGAAGUCCAUCAUCUGCGAGCGCGACGACUGAGAGCUCGGGCGGAGGCCAGGGGCGGCGUCCCUUGGCGCGCAGUUGGGCGCUCUGCGGGAAGGAAUCUCUGCCGAAGGACUCUUGGCUUCUGGCGAGGAAUGUCCGUAUUUAUUCCUAUUUAUGUGCGAAUAAGAAUAAAAAAACGAUUUAUGCGCAUGUUUCUAUCACGACUGACCUUUUGUGAGGCAUUCCUGGUCCAAGGAGUGAUAGGAUUCCCAACAGAAAUCGUAACACAGCAGUCCUCGUCGAAAAGGAAACACGAAGAUAACCUACGUAAUUUAGCAGAAAAAGAUCGCUGGCUUUCCAACUGCAAGGUGUCAGGGUCCCGCUCAGCCAUGAGUACUGGUGUCAGCUGGGGUCAAGGUCAAGGCAGAGAGGGACUCGCCGCAGCGCCGCUUCUGCCGCGGCUUAAAGGUGUGCGAGUUCGUUUUCAUGCGUGCGGCUUUGGCCACUUGGAUACAGGACUCAUCUUGGCGUAUUUUUUACCUUAG
Messenger RNA from Penaeus vannamei (Pacific white shrimp), 744 nucleotides. The record is from RefSeq and is a predicted model, not a curated record. Lineage: Eukaryota; Metazoa; Arthropoda; Malacostraca; Decapoda; Penaeidae.